This is a messenger RNA of Guillardia theta CCMP2712, 756 nucleotides long. RefSeq names its product XRCC1 in base excision repair (gene XRCC1). Lineage: Eukaryota; Cryptophyceae; Pyrenomonadales; Geminigeraceae. Gene Ontology annotation, molecular function: damaged DNA binding. Gene Ontology annotation, cellular component: nucleus. The record is from RefSeq and is a predicted model, not a curated record. The transcript has a single exon. The coding region runs from base 1 to 756 and encodes 251 amino acids. Gene Ontology annotation, biological process: double-strand break repair via nonhomologous end joining; single strand break repair; base-excision repair.
AUGAUUGGUCUUGCUUCCGUCAAGAUUCGGACAGAAGAGCAUCAGUCGAUCCCUGCCGUUCCUGCUUCGCCUGACAAGAAACCCAUGGAGGCAAUGCAGGAGUCGCCAUGUAGCGUCGAUCAGCACAGCUCAACAUUCACGGCAGGAGCGACGAACAAUGCCGAAACCAGCCGCCAUAGUGCAGCUACACCGCAAACAAAUCGUGCCCGUGAUAGCUCGCGAUCAGGAAGCAAUUCAUCGACGUCUCCAGGCCAAAAUGAUCGAUCCGUGGGAAAGAAUUCGGGUGGGCAGGUAGCGAAGAAAGCAACAGAUGCCCUGGACUUGACGCAACCGUCUCAACGAAGCAGCAAACAAGCAUCGACUGAGGAUAGGAAGAACAACAGUGAAGCAGGAAAGAGAUUGAAGCCAAAUGCCAGUGCAGAGUCAGAGAAGAGUCAAGAACAAGCUGCAAAAUCAUCCGCUAAGAGAAGAAAAGAGGGCAAAUCUGCGAAUAUUUUGCCGCUCAAUGGAGUAUACAUCUCAAUCAGUGGGAUCGAAAACCCAAGCCGAGCACAACUAAGAGAACAAGCACUUUCGUUGGGAGCUCGGUAUGCUCCGCAGUGGUUGUCGGGUUGCACGCAUCUCAUAUGCGCCUUUCCCAACACGCCGAAGUACAGGGAAGCGAAGAAGGAUGGAGGUGUGGUUGUUGAGGCUUCUUGGUUGAACGAUUGUGCACGAGAACAGCGAAAAUUGCCAACAAGCAAGUAUGAGAUGUAA